UAUAUCUAUUCUAUUUCUCACGAAAUAACAAUUAAAGAAUUUUUUGUAAAACUUACAACUAGAGAAUUAUCUCCAGAUUGUAAUAUAGAUAUAAUAAACUCUGAGGCAAUAAAAUAUGUUGAGAUAAGCAAAGCACAGAAUGUGAUAGCAAAUCAA
Racocetra persica is the source of this 156-nucleotide messenger RNA. The record is from the annotation of a GenBank genome assembly. NCBI's taxonomy places the organism in Eukaryota, Fungi, Glomeromycota, Glomeromycetes, Diversisporales, Gigasporaceae.